AUGGCACUGCGUGACUACAGCAUAGCUAUGUGCUACUACAUGAUUCCAGAGAAUGGGCAGGAGGCCAUCUGGAAACUCCAAACCUUUUGGACCUUAACUGUACCCUUGUGGCUGGACUCCCCUCAAGCGCAAAGAGGUAUCGCCUUUCCUCGGCAAGCGUGGGGAGAACGGGAGGGAAGGUCUCGGAAAUCCAGCUUCGUUUCGGGACAAAGGGAGGUCAAAAGGGGAGGAGAGGUGCAUCCUUCACCGGGGACCGCCGGCAACCGGCCCCUCCCCUCCCCGCGGGGCGGGCUCGGGCCCCGCCGCAGCCUCCCCCCGCGCUCGCCGGUAGGCGGCACCGCCACCCGCCUUCCUCCGCCUCCUCUUCCUCCUCCUCCUCACCUUCGGCGGCCGCCGCGCCGGGUCACCCAGAUCGCGGCGGCGGCGGCGGCAGCAGCAGCAGCAGCACACCCGCCCGGCGAGGAAGGACGGCCCGGGACGGCGGGGAUGGCGCGGCGCGGAGCGGAUAACCAGCCACUCUACUCGGAGCAGCUGGAUGCAGAGGCAAAGCUAAGCCAGGGUGUAGUGGCUCCCUGGAUCCUCAGCAGCCAUGAUAACAAGGCCUCUUCUUUUGUCAGGAUGUUUGUCCAGGUAUGCCUGUACUUCUACUGCAAAUGCUUGUGGCGCUGCCUGAAAUUUGUGGUCAGGAAACUAACAGGUCAAUGUGAAUUGCAAAGGAUCUGUUACAAUACCAAACCUGGAGCUGCCAGAACUAUGAAAAUAGAGGCAUCACUGAAAGGUUCAAAAAGUAAGCGGCUGCAAACUUCAGUAAGUGUUCACCCUGAUGCUAUUGAAAAAACUAUAGAUGACAUCAUGGAGCUGAAAAGGAUUAAUCCAGAUAUAAAUCCACAGUUGGGAGUAUCUCUUCAGGCAUGCCUGCUGCAGAUUGUGGGGUACAGAAAUCUGAUAGCAGAGGUUGAAAAGCUGCGCAGAGAGAUGUACGAUUCGGAGAAUCUGCAACAUGAGGAAAUGCUUCUGAAGUUGUGGAAAUGCUUGAAGCCCAAUUCGCCACUGAAAGCUCGGAUUUCAAAGCAGUGGUGUGAAAUUGGUUUCCAAGGUGACGAUCCUAAAACAGACUUUAGAGGAAUGGGUCUCCUGGGCUUAUAUAACUUGGUGUAUUUUGCCGAAUGGGACACUGAGAUAGCUCAGCAAGUUCUCUCUGAUUCUCUUCAGCCUAAAUACAGGGAAGUCACUAAGAAGGAACCAAGCCAAUUCAGCAAAGCCGAAUGGGAGAAGAAAAAGCUUGAUAAGGCAAUCGGCUAUUCUUUUGCUAUUGUGGGCAUUAACAUAACAGACCUCGCAUACAACCUGCUUGUGAGUGGAGCUCUGAAGACCCAUUUCUACAAUGUUGCUCCAGAAGCACCAACACUAACUCACUUUCAGCAGAUGUUCUGCUACUUAAUGCAUGAAUUCCACAAAUUCUGGAUUGAAGAGGAUCCACUGGAUAUAAUGGAGUUCAAUCGUGUCAGAGAGAAAUUUCACAAGCGACUCUUGAAACAGCUCCAGAACCCAGAGAUGGCUCUGUGCCCUCAUUUUGCUGCAUCAGAAAGUUUAACCAAUAUGUAGUUACUCACUCGAUUUUAUUUGGAAACACUAUCUCACUCUUGUGUUAGAUCACUGUUUAGACCAUCACUAGCAUACUGAAUGACCGUGCCGAUUGUAUGCAUGUUUUUGGUGCAGUAUUCAUCUAUUUUUGUCACAGGUACUAGAUCCCCUUAUGCUUCUCUUUUGGGGGAUUUCUCAUUUUAAAUGGGUGCUCAUAUUGCUGCAUUAUGCAAUGUUACAUUCUGAAAUGAUGUCCAUGUAUCAGAGUUUUUCUAUUUUUUUAGACUUCCUCAUAAUUCAGCAUUGACAAUUGAAUUGUAUUUCUCUAGCUGUGUUUUUUGUAUAUGUGGAAUAAGUAGCUGGAUCUUGUAUUGUGAAAGCUUUUUAACUUCUUGGUAUGUUUUAAGGUAACUACUGGCAUUUCAAGCAAAAUAUAUGUUUGGACCUCGUCUAGAAAAUAAUGUGUGUAAUUUAAUCUGGUGCAGGCACACACAUUAAAGUCCAAUUUUCUCCAUGCAGCCAUUAUAUGCUUAAUGCAGAAUUAGUGAGGCUUAUGAGAUACAAGUUUCAGUGAGAAGAGUUUAUGCAGAAUUAUAAUCAGACUCCACAGCUGCAUGAAUACCAAAUGGUCUGGUGAUGCUAAUACAUUCACAGUGAACUGCAAACACACUCACAACUGCUGGAUACUGGCAGGGACCAAAAAUUAUAUCAUCAGGCUGUCACCACCACCCCCAUGCUGAAGCAUGGUCUAAAUUCCUGCACAUUCCUUGGAAUAUACAGGGGUUAGUAUUUUAUGUCGCAUGUUGGAAGGCAACGUGAUUUGGUCACAUUGUGCUUGGUGAAUUCAGGGGAGCAAAAAUCUAUAUAUUUUUUUUGAACUACUGAAAAUGUUGUGUUGGUUGUCAAUUCAGUUCCUAAGAACUGGGAGAAAUAAUUGAUUAGAAGGUUUAGAGCAAGACCACUUGAGUUUCCCAGACUACUUAUAAAAAAAAUUAAAAAUGGCAAACUGCCUUUUUCUAAAAACAUAAAUGGGUAAAAGUGUCUGACACUAAGAUUGUGUAGUAUAUUGAACAGCAUCUACCAUGGCAUUUCAUACCCAUGGUAUUUUUUUACCUUCUAAGCAAUCAAUUUUAGUAUUAUAUGUUUGUGUAAAUCACUUGCAUAUGGAGAUUAAAUUGAGUAGUGUCCAACUACUUGUGAAUUAUAUGAAUAAAUUAUAUGUCAUUCUACACUGAA
This is a messenger RNA of Haliaeetus leucocephalus (bald eagle), 2820 nucleotides long. RefSeq names its product ELMO/CED-12 domain containing 1 (gene ELMOD1). Gene Ontology annotation, molecular function: GTPase activator activity. The transcript has 13 exons. The coding region runs from base 1 to 1605 and encodes 534 amino acids. The record is from RefSeq and is a predicted model, not a curated record. Lineage: Eukaryota; Metazoa; Chordata; Aves; Accipitriformes; Accipitridae.